AUGAAUAUAGAUUUAAGAAAAUAUUUACAACAAAAUCAUGAAAAACUCACAUGGAAAGAAAAAAUUCAAAUAGCUGUUGAUAUAAUUGAUGCACUGUCAAGAAUUCAUAAUGAGUAUGCAAUUCAUAGAGAUUUGCAUUCUGGAAAUAUAUUAUUCAAGACUGGCCAAGGAUGUGGUAUUAGUGAUCUUGGAUUUUGCGGACCUGCAGAUAAACCAUUAAAAAGUAUAUAUGGAAACCUUCCUUAUAUAGCACCUGAGGUUAUUGUUGGAAAAGAACAGACUUAUAAAUCUGAUAUUUAUAGUAUUGCAAUGCUUAUGUGGGAAAUUUCAUCUGGACAACCACCAUUUUUUAAUUAUGAACAUGAUUAUGAUCUUGCUAUGAAUAUUGUUAAUGGUAUAAGACCAAAAAUUGUACCAGGAACUCCUUUAGAAUACAAAAAUUUAAUGAAACAAUGUUGGGAUGCUGAUCCAUUAAAACGGCCUAAUAUUAAAACGCUUUCAGGUGAAAUAGAUAAGCUUAAUCUAAUUUAUCAAACUAAAUCAAAUGAUUUAAUUCAACUAGAAGAAAAUGAUAGUUUAGAUAUAAAUAGUUCAGAAACUUAUACAAUUGAUGAUUUUGAUAAAGUGAAUAAUCAGAAGAAUAGUACAUCAAAAUUAAGUAGCAUAUUUAAAGUUGGUAGUAAGAAGUUAUCCAAAAUUUUUAAAAGGAAUUCAAAGAAUGGCAAGUAA
Messenger RNA from Rhizophagus irregularis DAOM 181602=DAOM 197198, 729 nucleotides. The record is from RefSeq and is a predicted model, not a curated record. Lineage: Eukaryota; Fungi; Glomeromycota; Glomeromycetes; Glomerales; Glomeraceae.